UAAUACAGUCAGACAAGAGCACACACACACACACACACACACACACACACACACAGCUUCAGGGCAAAGAAGAAGCAAGAUGGCCUUCAAAGUUGCAGUUCUCCUGUCUGUGUUUAUGGUCACAUACCAUUUGGCUCCCUUGGUCUUUACUUCAGAGAUCCAGAAGCCCUAUCCUAUUUCAUUACUUAUAUACAACUCACUCGCCAUCCAGCGGAAUUUGACCUUUAACACUGAGAUUGCAUACAGAGGGAUCUUACUUGGUGCUAUGAGGAAGAUCCAAAGUGCAAAUAAUGAUUUUAAAUUCACCAUUGAAGAGGAUCCAAACUAUGGUCCAUUCCUUGUAAGUGUGAACGGAGUGGCAGGGAACAAUGCUGAACAUACAUACUGGGAGCUUCUUGUCAAACUGCAGAAUGGAACCAUAAUAAGGCCUGAUGUGGGUGUUGGAUGUUAUAUACCAAACCCACAUGAUACAGUUAUCCUCAAAUUCAGCAAAUGGUAAUCCAAAGAAGCUCUAAUGGUGCUGUAAUCAGGCUGGGGUCUUUCAUCCCUAUCAACCUCAAAGCACAAUACAUUGUGGUAAAUGCCAUGAAAAAUUGUAUGAUUCCUCUUUAAUAAAAUAAAAAAUCACUUGCUGUAUGUAAGCCAUUAAAAAAAUCUUCCUGUAUAUCUUCUGCAAUAUUAAAAGCAAACUUUACUGCACAAGGUCAUUAGGAAACUCUUUACCUGAUGUUAUCCAAAUUCUAUUGUACAAGCCCUUUUGAUUUUUUUGCAAAAUUCUUUUUGCCAAAUUCAGCUAAAAACAUUUCUUAUUGAGGGUCUUUAAGAUUAUGACACUUUUCUGCACUGACUAUAAGCUUAACCUGUUUUAUGAAUGCCUGCAGUUUUUUGAAAGACAACUUGGUAAUCACUUCAGUGUAACCCACACCCAUGUCCAGUGUGAAACCACACGCCUUAAGAAAACAAGGAAAUAGUCCUUCCUUGAAACUCCAGCUAAUGUGGGACCUAAACAUUUAAAGUUAAAAAGCCAAUAUAAUAAUGGUUGUAUAAACAAUAUUCAAUAUUCAUUAAUUAUUUUAUAAGCAAUCUUGUACAUCAUUGAUAAGGGGAAAUAAUAGCAGCUAAUGGUAAGCUAAUGGAAAGUUAAUUAAACUGUUUAUUAACAAGACAGUCAUAUUUGAUACUUGUCUUCACAUAUCCAUUGUAGACUGAAUACUUAGAGUAUCACCCUUUUCAAGUGAUUCUGAGGUGUAGACCUUGCACUUUCUGCCAUAUGCUUUGGAAAGCUUUUUUAACUUCUAACUGUCAUUAUUAACCAAACUGUAAUUGCAGUCCAUCAGAACACACUGACACUACAAAUGGACAGACAGCCACUGUUUAAAAAUGCACUGUAAUACAUAUGGACAUAAAUUUAAAUGUGAUUUAAGCAUUAUGGAAUCCUCAUUUAACCAUUUUGGAUAGGUACAGUAAAUGGGUUUAGAGCAUCAUAUUUUAGCUGCUAUGCUGUUAACAACAAUAACUGUAGUAAAAUGAUUAUGAAUAGUAAGGAGUGUUUAUGACCUGUUAAGGUUUAAUGGUUCUGAAUGUAAAGUCCUAACUUUUAAAACUUUGUUUUACCAAGUGCUUAUACAGUAGAUGUAUUGCUGUUUGUAUUUUGUAUUCUGCUUUAAUUGUUGCUUAGAGAUGUACAGUAGUAAUGCAGUAAUCCAGAGGUGCUUGAAAAAACCUUAAAAUUAAAACAAAACUAUAAUGUCUUGUUGUGGACACAUUUUAAAAUAAUUCAAGGUCUUCUGUGUAGAGUGCAAGGUUCUAAUAAAGUACCUCUUUACUGAGGUACAUAGGUAUCGGCAGGCCCGGAUAGGCCAUCGGGAGUUUUAGAAGAAAUCCCUGUGAUCUGGCCCAUUUUGUGCCUUAUUUGCCCCACUCAUUUGUUUGUUUUUUUUGUUUUUUCUUUGCCUGUGAUGCAGCCAAGUGGCUGGCAAAU
Messenger RNA from Pangasianodon hypophthalmus (striped catfish), 1981 nucleotides. RefSeq names its product transcobalamin-1. NCBI's taxonomy places the organism in Eukaryota, Metazoa, Chordata, Actinopteri, Siluriformes, Pangasiidae. The transcript is spliced from 4 exons. The record is from RefSeq and is a predicted model, not a curated record. Gene Ontology annotation, biological process: cobalamin transport. The coding region runs from base 80 to 499 and encodes 139 amino acids. Gene Ontology annotation, molecular function: cobalamin binding.